CCCAAGCUGCUAGAAGUUGACUGGGAUUCUCUUUUUAAAGAGAGACAACCUCCACCAGGAGCAGCUAAACAACACCAGGAGAAUCAGCAGAAACCCAAGACAUUUCACGCCUGUCCAGUGUGUGGAAGACACUGCCAAAAGUUAUCCAUCCUGCAGAUCCACAUGAGAAUCCACACGGGAGAGAAGCCGUACCCCUGCCCCGACUGUGGCAAGAAGUUCGCUCACCUGGGAGCCAUGAGACGACACCACCUCACACACACGGGAGAGAAGCCUUACUCCUGCUCUGUGUGUGGGAAGAGUUUCACCCAAUCAGGACAUCUGAAAGAGCACAAACAGUCUCACUCCGGAGAGAAGCACCACUGUCUGAUCUGUCUGAAACAGUAUAUCAGAGCAGAAGAUCUGAAGAUUCACCACAGAGUUCACACGGGAGAAAGGCCCUACCGCUGUGCAGAGUGUGGCAAGAGCUACAUCAGGUCAAAGAAUCUCCGGGCUCACAAGCUGACUCACCAGAGGACAGGAGGUGGUGGUAAAAGUGACAGGGAGAUGGCAGCUACUAUCCAGGUGAAAGUGAAGGAGGAGGAAGAAGAGGAAGAGGUUGGUGGUUUCAUCAAUGCCGAAGGAGAGGAGGAAGAGGAGGUUGGUGGUUUCAUUAAUGCUGACGGAGAGGAAGUUGGCUGGAGUUUCCCUGAUCUCAGUGAAAGUCCUGUCCAUGACUCUGGUAGUGAAGGAGGAAGUCCCCCUACAUCACACACCAACAAG
Molecule: messenger RNA, 759 nt
Organism: Oncorhynchus gorbuscha (pink salmon)
Lineage: Eukaryota; Metazoa; Chordata; Actinopteri; Salmoniformes; Salmonidae
Product: zinc finger protein 316-like
Exons: 4
Biological process (GO): regulation of transcription by RNA polymerase II
Molecular function (GO): DNA-binding transcription factor activity; RNA polymerase II cis-regulatory region sequence-specific DNA binding
Source: RefSeq, a predicted model, not a curated record